CGACUACGACCCUAUUCCCUUCCCCCGUUUAAAACCCUCGCCUCCUCGCCGGCCCGAGCGGCGGCGACUGCAGUACGAGUGGCUCAAUGGCUGCCUCCAUCUCCCUUACACAGUCAUUUCGCCUUCGCGAUCCCCUCGUCGCCGCUCACCCCUUCCGCCUCGCCUCGCCGUUCCGAUUUGGAAGGUCCUUCCCCCUCUCCCGAAACCUUAGUUCUCGCUCGCCCUCGGCCUCCAUGAGUGUCCAGGCCCCCAAGAAAUCCCCCGAUGUCGAGUUCCUCGAUCGUAGGGAGUCUGGCAUCCUUCAUUUCGUCAAGUACCAAGGCCUCGGCAACGAUUUCAUUUUGGUGGACAAUAGGAAUUCUUCCGAGCCUAAGGUGACGCCGGAGCAGGCCGUGAAGCUGUGCGAUCGGAAUAUUGGCGUUGGUGCUGAUGGCGUCAUCUUCGUGUUGCCAGGGGUCAGUGAUACUGAUUACACCAUGAGGAUCUUUAAUUCGGACGGCAGCGAACCGGAGAUGUGCGGGAAUGGAAUUCGUUGCCUGGCUCGAUUCAUUACUGAGCUUGAAAACCUACAUGGGAUGCAAAGUUUUAGGAUUCACACUGGUGCUGGUUUAAUAGUUCCUGAAAUCCAAAGUGAUGGAAAGGUAAAGGUAGAUAUGGGUCAGCCUAUCCUUCAUGCACCAGACAUUCCUACUACGAUUCCAGCAAACAAGGAUGGGUCUGUCAUUAAAGCUGAACUUGUGGUCGAUGGCAUAUCAUGGAACGUGACAUGUGUUAGCAUGGGCAAUCCACAUUGUGUAACUUUUGGUUCAAAAAAAUGCGAGGCUCUGCAUGUGGAUGACAUAAAAUUGGAAGAUAUUGGUCCAAAGUUUGAGCACCAUGAAAUGUUCCCUUCUCGAACUAAUACAGAAUUUGUGCAAGUCAUUUCUCGUUCACACCUAAAAAUGCGAGUGUGGGAGCGUGGUGCAGGAGCAACUCUAGCCUGUGGCACUGGAGCUUGUGCAGUUGUUGUUGCAGCAGUUCUUGAAGGUCACACCGAAAGGCACUGCAUCGUUGAAUUGCCGGGUGGGCCAUUAGAGAUCGAAUGGAGGGAGGAGGACAACCAUGUCUACAUGACAGGUCCUGCAGAGGUAGUGUUUUACGGAUAUGUUCCCCUCUGAAGAGAUUACGAAUGAUUCCUUUGAAGAAUACUUGUGGUUUUAUUUGGAUCAUUGACUCUAUUUUCAUGAACUGUGGAGAUGUUUCCUUGAAUUUACACGUGCAACUAAUAUAUAUAAUUCAAGAAGCACACUUGAUUGUUA
Musa acuminata subsp. malaccensis (wild Malaysian banana) is the source of this 1298-nucleotide messenger RNA. Its product is annotated as diaminopimelate epimerase, chloroplastic. The record is from RefSeq and is a predicted model, not a curated record. Gene Ontology annotation, cellular component: cytoplasm; cytosol. NCBI's taxonomy places the organism in Eukaryota, Viridiplantae, Streptophyta, Magnoliopsida, Zingiberales, Musaceae. Gene Ontology annotation, molecular function: diaminopimelate epimerase activity.